This is a messenger RNA of Bacillus rossius redtenbacheri, 3924 nucleotides long. RefSeq names its product 26S proteasome non-ATPase regulatory subunit 10-like. Gene Ontology annotation, molecular function: protein binding. NCBI's taxonomy places the organism in Eukaryota, Metazoa, Arthropoda, Insecta, Phasmatodea, Bacillidae. The transcript has 6 exons. The record is from RefSeq and is a predicted model, not a curated record. Gene Ontology annotation, biological process: protein localization to ciliary inversin compartment. Bases 263 to 1132 code for a protein of 289 amino acids. Gene Ontology annotation, cellular component: ciliary inversin compartment.
AUCUCUGGUUAAUUCAACUUUUCAAAAAUGGCUGUGUUAUGAUGUUUUACGGUGUCGUAAUGCGAAAAAAUCCUAUCCCGUGAUUUCACUAUCUUGAUGCAAUCGAGUUAUUAUUCAUUCCCAGAACUGGUGGGAUGCAUAUUUGCCGAUAUAUGUCAGUCAGUCACGUGAACUGACAAGUAGGGAUAGCGGCUGGUAGUGGCCAGGGUUGUUGCAGCCACCGCCAGUCUGCCUGCUCGUCCUGUAGCGUCACCAGGAAGCCAUGCAGCUGUAUGGGCCGAGCUUUGACGGCAUGGAUCUGUCGGGCGAUGAGACUGCUCUUCUCACCGAGUUACGUGAUUUAAUGAAGGACUUUCACAUCAGAUUGGACCGGAUUGCCGAGGACAACCAGGCCAUGCGUAAUGAGCUUGUCCAGGCCACAGCCAGUGUUCAGGAGAUGAGGAACGAAAUAAAUGAUUUUAAGAAGAUAAUCCAGAACAUUGGCCAACAUGGAAAUGAGGGCACGACUGAGGAACCAAACGUUGAGUGGAAUGCCAUCAUUGUUGCGGUGGAACACUACAACCAGACCACCGACUGGGGGGUCCUGCGAGCGAGCCUGGAGAAGGCCCUGGGCAAGAACAGAGUGGAGCGUUGUCAGCUGCAGAGCAUCAACGACCACUCGUGGGGGCACCUCUGGCAGGUCGGCCACGGGGGGCAUGCGGAGCUGGCAACCCUACUGCUGAAUGCGGGACUGCCCGUCAACAAGACGGACUACCACGGGGACAGCAUGCUCCAUGGGGCCGCCGAGGGGGGCAGGGUCGACCUGGCGCAGCUGCUCGUGGAGCGUGGGGCGGAUGUGAACUCGCGGGGCUGGCGGGGUCUCACGCCCUUCAACAAGGCAGCCCUUGGCGGCAAGCCAGAGAUGGUGCAGUGGCUGGUGGACCGCGGGGCAGAUGUCCACGCCGCUGACGACUGCGGCAUGACCGGCCUCCACUUCGCCGCCGAGCACGGCCACUUGGAGGUCGUCUGGCGUCUCGUGCACUUGGGACUCUCCACCAGCACCAGGGACAACAAGUCGUGGACGCCCUUCCACUGGGCACGGCAGCAGGAGCAUGCGGCCGUGAUGCGCUACCUGUCGGACUUCCCGCACUAGACACAGUUUCACCUCACCCCUGUAAGCCUUCCUGAGUGUCGCUGCUUUUGAACACUGUGCUUCACAUUGUGCUUGUGAACAAUGUGCUAUUUUACAUAUAUUCUUUGAUUAACAUAAUUAAAAUAAUUUUGCCCUUGAUCUAGUAGCACAAAUUAAAUUUUUUUAAAUUUACUCUGGUUAAUAAUUAUCCUUAGAAUCGUUUUGGGAUAUUAGACCUCUUAACUGAUACAUAUUGCAAUUGGGGAGGGAAGAAAACAAGAAUUUUUUUGCUGGGGAUGUAUGUUUGGAUAUAGAACAUGUAAAAUCUGCAUUGUACCUAAAUAUCAAAGAUAUAAAUACAGUAGAAUCUCGUUAUAGCGAGCACGGUAAUAGCGAGAACACGGCUAUAACGAGGUAUUUUUGAGGAAUUUACGGCGUGGUCGCUUGAAGCGCGCUUUUGUUAUUUGUCUGCUUUAUCUCCACCCCUCUCGCUCGCCACUAGACAUCUUGCCGUUGACGCCUGUCACAUUCUUCAGCCGUGCAGUCGCCACCUAAGUGCGUGGCUUUAAAAAUAGAAUCCCAUCCUUUCUUUCUUUUAUCAAACUUCCGUUAGUUAUCUGUGCCGUGUGUAGACAAAGUUUGAGAUUGGAACAGAAACAACGUAAGAAAGUAUUAUUUACAAAUUAGAAAUAUGUAUGUUUUUGUUUUUAUAAUCGCGUAUUUUCACGUUUUUUUGGUUAUUUUAAAAGAGAUAAUAUUACAAAGCCGCUCUAAUGAGAUUUAAUUGUUUCUUGGUUAACAAAAACUAUUAAUUAUCAAAUAUUGUUAAUUGUUUAUAUUCUAUUUAUUAUUAUUUACGCGACGUCAUACUGUACGCGUACGCAAUACGACUGGAUUCGUUGCUGCAACAUAACAUAGCAUGUUAUGCGGUAUCAGAAGUAACGAGUAACGUAACGAUACUAACGAGUACUAAUUGUUAUAGUAACGAAUACAUACGGGUACACAUUUUUUCGUUACUUUUACACCUCUAGUAGGCACUACCGUAUUUAUUUCCGAAUCGCUAGGGCAGUUUUCUUGUAACUUUUGUUUCGGUCAGUUGUUGUGGUAUCUGUCCGGGAAAGGGGUGGUGAUGGUUUGAGUUUAAUCCCAAAUUUAUUUUCUAAAAAAGUUGACAGGUUUCUUUAAAUGAAAAAAGUAUAGUUUUCCAGCGACUAUUACGUUUGAGGCGUACGUGCGUUGCCGCAGCCGCACUCCUGCUUUUUUGUAAGGAAUUAAAUCGUCGCGCUACACUAGCACCACCUGUUGGCAACAUCCCGAACCAACAUGGCCGCUAGCAGACAGCCCGCGUCAAUAGAUAGCAGGACAAUGCUGUGUCGGCCGCGGGCCAAGAUGCUAUACUUACGUGGCGUGGCAGGGUAUUCUGGUUAUUUUGACGCAAUCGGUGAUCGCAUCCGUACUUAUGGGGUAUCGUUUUAAAGAGAAUUCACACAUCUGCUCACAGAAAAUAAUAUUUCGUUAAUAUUACCUGUUAUUUUCCAAUCAUACAGGUUUAAACACAAUUUUUAUGCUAUUUUCGGUUAAUUUUUAUUUUUUGGGGGCCAAAAUUUGUCCAAUUCGGUUAUAGCGAGGACACGGUUAUAGCGAGGAUCAAACCCGGAACCGUGACACCUCGCUAUAACGGGACUCUAGUGUAAUGCUUUAUUUGAAAUAAAGAAAAAAAUCUAUGCUGGUAUUUUUGAAGAAGAGAAAACAGAUUUUUACUUUUCAGUUUUAAUUUUAUGAAAUGAUUUAUUGUGUAAAUAAAUUCUUUCACUUUACCCUUCCUUUUUUUUUUUUUUUCCUACUAAAACCUUUUUAGAAAAUUUUUAACAGUUAAUUUUUUCUGUAAAAACUUUUCCCUUCAAGAUUUGCAGUAAUAUUACAAACAUGUUGAAAGAUGUUUAUUUUUACAUCUUGUUUACAUCCACCUUAUCACAGCCAAUUUUCAAUAUGGAACUCUAUGAGCAUCACUGCUUGUUUUGAAGUUCUUCAGUAAUCAUUACAGUGGCAUGUACUGUGGCAGUGGAGCAUAGUUAUUGUGCCUUACAGUCUUUGGUGGGAUUUGGGGGGGGAGGGGGGGGGGGGAAUGAUUUGUGAUUUAACACUGUCCCAAUCCACUUCAAUUGGUGAAUAUAUCUACAAAUUGAAGGAAAGAUGGAAGGGCUGUUGUUUGGAACAGUAAUUUGUCUAUUACAUUAAUAUUGUUAAAUAUGUAGGUUUACAUUUCUUAAUUAUAAAAAAGUAAAAAUUGUUAAAACUAGUCAAAAAAAUGUGUAAAUAUGUUAACUCUUGAUUGUUGUGAUAACUUGGCUGUUAUAUAAAAUGAAAUAUAUGUACAUAGUAUCUUCAUUACAAUAAAUAAGAAUUGUUAAAACUAGUCUAAAAACAUUUAAAUAUGUUAACUCUUGAUUGUUUUGAAAACUUGGCGGUUAUAUAAAAUGAAAUAUGUGUACAUAGUAUUUGAUGUUUGACAGUUGUUUUUAUAAAAAUAUAAACAAAACAUUUCCUUUAUUUUUAUAUUUUUUUAAUUUUCCAGCAUUUUGUUCACUUUGCUUCAGUUUGAUUAAAUGUUAAUUCUGUAUAAAUUUAUUUCUCUUUACAUUGUACUUCAUUUUAAGUAAUUUUUGUUAUGGUCCACCGAUAAGUGUAAAAAAUAUUUUUUUUCCUAUAUGUAUUUCAGUAUAGGUACCUAGUAUGGUGAUAUGAUGGAAUGUGUAGCCAUAACAACGAAAAAUUUUAUUUUCGUUGGAAAAUAAAAUAUUUUUAACCAUUUA